Molecule: messenger RNA, 3124 nt
Organism: Brassica napus (rape)
Lineage: Eukaryota; Viridiplantae; Streptophyta; Magnoliopsida; Brassicales; Brassicaceae
Product: protein argonaute 6
Exons: 23
Coding region: 210-2813 (867 amino acids)
Biological process (GO): regulatory ncRNA-mediated post-transcriptional gene silencing
Cellular component (GO): cytoplasm
Molecular function (GO): RNA binding; protein binding
Source: RefSeq, a predicted model, not a curated record
UAUUUUAAUUUAUUUUUCCGUCACGCGGCGAGACAGUUCCCUCCAUUGUUUUGCCUUUUCUGGGGAAAAACCCUGAGAGAGCUGACGAAGCGGGGAAGAAAUGAGCUAAAUCCCUCUUUUCUAUAGUCCAACACAGUGCUCCUCGUUUCAGCGAAACCCUAGAAACCGCCUUCCUGAUUAUUCUUCCAAGAUUAUUCUUCCCAAGAAAGAUGCCUGUAACGCCAGAAGAACCGAGCCGUCGAGAUUAUGCGGUCACAGCUAGGCUUGGUGUUGGAAGCACAGGCAGGAGAGUACAGCUGUGCACCAAUCACUUCAAUGUCUCUGUUGGACAGCCGGAUGUUGUUUUCUACCAGUACACUGUUAGUAUCACCACAGAAGACGGUGAGAAUGUCCAAGGGAAGGGUAUAAGCAGAAAGCUUAUUGACCAGCUUUACAAGACUUACUCUUCUGAUCUUGAUGGUAAAAGGUUGGCCUUUGAUGGAGACAAGACUUUGUAUACCGUUGGUCCUCUGCCACAGAACGACUUUGACUUUCAAGUCAUCUUGGAAGCUUCUUUUUCAAAACGCGACUGUGGCGUCUCUGAUGGUGGUAGUCCUUCUGGUGCUUGCAAGAGAUCAAAGCGCUCUUUCCUGCCAAGAUGUUACAGGGUUCAAAUUCGUUUCUCUGCAGAAAUACCCUUGAAGAGUGUUCUUGUCGCUCAGAGAGGAGUUGAUACAUCAGAUAAUAGCACUCAGGAUGCAAUUAGAGUGCUUGACAUUGUACUGAGGCAGCAAGCAGCUGAAAGAGGAUGCCUGUUAGUCAGGCAGGCAUUUUUCCAUAACGAUAUGAACUCUGUUGAUGUUGGUGGAGGCGUGAUAGGUAUUCGAGGUUUCCACUCCAGUUUUCGUCCAACCCAUGGAGGACUCUCGCUUAACAUUGACGUGUCAACAACUAUGAUCUUAAAACCAGGUCCAGUUAUCGAAUUUCUGAAAGCCAAUCAGAAUGUUGAGUUGCCUAGACAGAUCGACUGGAUUAAGGCCAGCAAAAUGCUCAAACAUCUGAGGGUAAAGGCAUCACACCGUAACAUGGAAUUCAAAAUUAUAGGUCUAAGUGCGAAACCGUGCAAUCAGCAACUAUUUACAAUGAAAAUUAAAGAUGGCGAGUGUGAAGGACAGACUAAAGAGAUUACUGUGUAUGAGUAUUUUAAGCAAACUUACACAGAGCCUACUUAUUCUGCGUACUUGCCAUGCCUUGACGUCGGCAAGCCAGAUCGCCCCAACUAUCUUCCACUUGAGUUCUGUAAUCUUGUAUCUCUGCAACGUUACACAAAAGCAUUGUCAGUGAGGCAAAGAGCUUUACUUGUUGAAAAGUCAAGACAAAAACCCCUAGAGAGAAUUAAAGCACUCAAUGAUGCAAUGCACACCUACUGCUAUGAUAAAGAUCCGUUUUUAGCCGGAAGCAGCAUAUCUAUUGAAAAACAAAUGACUCUAGCUGAAGGCCGGGUUCUAAAUCCCCCAACGCUGAAGUUUGGAAAGAAUGAGGAUUUUUUACCUAGCAACGGACGCUGGAACUUUAACAAGAAGAUGCUUCUAGAACCAAGGGCUAUUAAGAACUGGGCUGUAGUCAACUUCUCUUUUCCAUGCGACAGUAGUCACAUUUCCCGUGAGCUCAUAAGCUGUGGCAUGAGGAAAGGCAUUGAAAUUGAUCGACCUUUUGCACUAGUUGAAGAGGAACCCCAGUCUAAAAACUUGAGUGCUGUUAAAAGGGUAGAGAAAAUGAUUGCAAAGAUGAAGUCGAAAUUUCCAAUCGAUCCUCCUCAUUUCAUUCUCUGUGUCUUGCCAGAACGGAAGAACUCAGAUAUCUAUGGUCCCUGGAAGAAGGUUUGUCUCACGGAAGCAGGGAUCAACACACAAUGCAUCUGCCCUACCAAGAUCAAUGACCAAUAUCUCACCAAUGUACUUUUGAAGAUAAAUUCUAAGCUUGGCGGCAUAAAUUCUCUGUUGGGAAUAGAGUGCUCUUCCAACAUCCCAUUGAUUAACAAAAUACCCACCUUAAUCUUGGGUAUGGAUGUAUCUCAUGGGUCUCCAGGUCGUGCGGAUGUUCCUUCAGUUGCAGCGGUUGUUGGUUCAAAAAACUGGCCCUUGAUCUCAAGGUACAGGGCAGCUGUGAGAACUCAGUCACCAAAACUGGAGAUGAUUGAUUCGCUCUUCCAACCAGUCGAGGACCCUGUGAACGGAGACAACGGUAUCAUGAACGAAUUGUUUGUGGAAUUUUUCAAGACAAGCAACGCGCGAAAGCCAAAGCAGAUUAUCAUAUUCAGGGAUGGAGUAAGUGAAUCACAGUUCAACCAAGUCUUGAACAUUGAGGUGGAUCAGAUUAUAAAGGCGUAUCAACGUCUUGGUGAAACCGAUGUGCCGAAAUUCACUGUCAUCGUGGCUCAGAAAAGACACCACACCAAGUUGUUCCAAGCUAAGGGUCAUGAAAAUGUUCCUGCAGGAACCGUAGUGGACACCAAGAUUGUACAUCCGACCAACUACGAUUUUUACAUGUGUGCUCAUGCAGGGAUAAUAGGAACUUCAAGACCGGCUCACUAUCAUGUCUUGCUGGAUGAGAUUGGUUUCUCUCCCGAUGAGUUGCAGAACCUCAUCCAUUCUCUCUCCUAUGUCAACCAGCGGAGCACGACUGCAACCUCAAUUGUGGCUCCAGUUAGAUACGCUCAUCUCGCAGCAGCUCAAUUUGCGCAGUUCACAAAGUUUGAAGAUAUAUCGGAAGAGAAAGUCCCGGAGCUUCCGCGUUUGCACGAGAGAGUCGAAAGCAACAUGUUCUUCUGCUGAGUAAAUAAAUAAAUAUAAGUAGACGUAGUUCUGCUUACUCUCUAGUCUCAAGCCUAAUGAACUCUCUUUGGAGGAAGCUUGUCGUUUUGCAUAUACGCAGCCAUCAUCUAGCGUACAGUCUUAAUAGGAGUAUGGAGAAGGAAGAGCCCUCUCGUAGAUUUUGUUUUCAAAAGAGGCUCGUAGGAUUAUUACUGUUAUUCGUAGCCCAAGUGUGCUUGCUUAACUGAAGGACACACAGUGUUUACCGUUUUUUGUUGAUUUCCUUAAAACAGCGGUUUACAAGCUUCGCGUUAAAAUUCGGUUUAUUUUUA